UUGUUUGUCAGGCUGCCACAGUUUGCUGUGGGUGAAAGUCCACUGUAGAUUACAAACACACCGCAUUGGGAUUUUUUUUUUACACCGAACACCGUAUCUUCAAGGAAUCCCCCCAUAAUUUCAGAUGGAACCUGCAGCAAGGAGAUGAGCCAGCUGGUUCAGGCUUCAGCACAGAGCGAGAGAGACUUCCAGUGUCUGUUGGCGUGUAUGUGCUAGAGAGUAUAUAUGUAUGUGUGUGUGUGUCUGCCGAGAGGAGAGAAGACUGCCUUCCAGCAGUGUGUGUGGGGGCAAUUGUGUUUCUUUGCUUGAGCUGGUGUGAGUGUGUGAGUUCUUUACUCCGAAUAGUAGAAGAAUGGCAGCUCGCUAGUGUGUGUUUAUGUGAAUGCAUGUGCAUGAGUGUGUGUUUUCCUGAGUGAGAGUGUGUUGUUUCCACCUCUCUGAGGAGUACUAGGAGGGCAGCUCUCUCCCCCUGGCUGGGUGUGUGUGUGGAGAUGGCAGUGUGUGUAUGUACUACCCUGCCCGCACUGCUCCUGCUCCUGAGCUGCGGUGUGUGUGUGACGGUGGGAUACCCAUUCAGACCCCCCAUAGACCUGGAUGUCACCCCCAGAAUCACCAUAACUACCAGCGGUCUGUUGGGCUGCAGACGUUUCCAGUCCUCAGUAGUGAACUACAGUACUCUGCUACUAGAGGAGGACAAGGGUCUUCUCUAUGUGGGGGCCCGGGGGGCCGCGUUCUCUCUCAACGCCACAGACAUCUCAGACAGCACAGCUCGCACUAUUGAAUGGGAAGCCUCGACGGUGCAAAAACAGCAGUGUCUGAGCAAAGGGAAAGACAAUAAGACAGAGUGUUAUAACCACAUCAGGUUUCUCCAGAGAUUUAACUCAACUCAUCUCUACAUGUGUGGGACUUACGCCUUCAGACCUCUCUGUGCAUACAUAGAUGAGGGGAGGUUUAAAGUAUCGUCUGAGUUUGAGGAGGGCCGAGAGAAGUGUCCAUAUGGACCUGCUACAGGCUACACUGGCCUCAUCGUAGACCAGCAGAUGUACACAGCGUCUCAGUAUGAGUUCCGGGGCUUCCCGGAUGUCCGACGUAACUUCCCCUCCCCCACAGUGAGGACAGAGGAGGCACCCACACGCUGGUUACAUGAGGCUGACUUUGUGGGCAGUGCCCUGGUGAGGGAGAGUGAGGGCAGUACCACCGGAGAUGACGAUAAAAUCUAUUACUUCUUUACUGAGAAGAGCCAGGAGCAGACACCAUACUACAGCCACAUUAGAGUGGCACGGGUUGGACGAGUCUGUAAGGGAGACAGAGGAGGUCUUUUGACCCUCCAGAAGAGGUGGACAUCGUUCCUGAAGGCCAGACUGGUGUGUUCCCUGCCGGAAUAUGACUUCCACUUCAACGUGUUGAGGAGUGUGUACACGCUGUCGGGGGACACACCUCACGACACGCUGUUCUACGGCGUCUUUGGUCUCGAGUGGAAGAACGUGAAGGCGUCGGCAGUGUGCCAGUUUUCUCUGUCUGAGCUCCAGCGGGUCUUUGAUGGGCCCUACAUAGAGAACCAGGACUCUGGAGCCAAAUGGAGCGAGUACACUGGCAAGGUCCCUGACCCACGACCUGGAUCAUGUAUAACAGACCAGUUGAGAUCUAGAGGUAUCAACUCCUCCACCUCCUUGCCAGACGACGUGUUGAACUUUGUGAGGAGACACCCUCUGAUGUCCCAGCAAGUCAUGUCUACAGAGCAGCGCCCCCUGUUGUUCAGGAGGACCACAGACUACACCCAGCUGGCGGCUCACAGGGUGGAGGGGCUGGACGGGCAGAACUACCAUGUUCUGUUCAUGGGCACAGACGAUGGCUGGCUGCACAGGGCUGUGGAGGUCAAGGGCCAUCUACACAUCAUAGAGGAGCUACAGCUGUUUGACCAACCACAGCCUGUGGAUAGCCUGGUCAUCUCACACACACAGAUGAGUGUGUAUGUAGGUUCUCCCUCUUGUGUGGUCCAGCUGCCUCUCUCCACCUGUAGCAGGUACACCUCCUGUUACGACUGUGUCUUCUCCCGGGACCCUUACUGUGGCUGGGAUGGACAGGACUGUGUGGACAUCACAGCACAGACUGACAGGUCUAACCUGAGUCAGGACGUCCUGUAUGGGAACAGAGGAUGUGACAGCGACACAGCAGACGAGCUAGUCCAGCACCGGAGCCGGUCUGUGAUGGUGGGAGAUGACGUGCUGCUCCAGUGUGAACUCGGCUCCAACCUGGCAACCCCAGUGUGGACUCUGGGUGGGUCAGAGCUGCAGGGCUACGGCCUGGACUCCGGCUUCAGAGUGGGAAAUGAUGGCCUCCUGGUCAUUGAGUCCCGACCUGAGCAGAGCGGCGAGUACACCUGCCACGCCCUUGAGAAUGGCAUCCGGGUCGCCGUGGUUACGUACUCUGUGACAGUUCGUUUAGACAUGCCCCAACCCCCUCCCCCGCCCAUGGACCCCACCAAGGAAGACUACUCCUACUACACCCCCGGGACUCUGACUCAUCCAGCCUUGACCCCCUCCUCCACCCAGGGCACCCCCUCCUCAGAGAGGCCCCUGCUACCCCCUCCCCCGGCCCAUCUCCCCCCACCUCGGAGCUGCUCUCCCCCAGGAGCAUGGAGGCUAUGUACCUGUCCAUGAUCACCAUCCUAGGGGGUCUGUGUCUGGUUCUCACAGUGGUUCUCCUCUACGUGGGCUUCUGUCUUCGGGGCGGCCACAGGGGGAAGUACUCUCUCCGCGCUGCCGCCGCUGCCUCUGCCAAUCACACGAACAGGAAGAAAAAACA
This is a messenger RNA of Oncorhynchus tshawytscha (Chinook salmon), 2805 nucleotides long. RefSeq names its product semaphorin-4G. Bases 492 to 2660 code for a protein of 722 amino acids. The record is from RefSeq and is a predicted model, not a curated record. Lineage: Eukaryota; Metazoa; Chordata; Actinopteri; Salmoniformes; Salmonidae. The transcript is spliced from 15 exons. Gene Ontology annotation, molecular function: chemorepellent activity; semaphorin receptor binding. Gene Ontology annotation, biological process: negative regulation of axon extension involved in axon guidance; positive regulation of cell migration; negative chemotaxis.